AUGCUCAGAAAAGCACUGCUGGGAGUGGAGAAAAGCAGAAAAACAAUCCAGAAGUAUAAGCUCAAUGCGUACACCUUUUUUUCUUUUACAUCCACGCUGACAUUCUUCUCCGUUCUUAUGGGAAUAAAGUGGGUGAUACUGAUAUACGUCAUGUACUACAUAACAGCAUGCAAAAAAAUUACCUCGUACUAUCAGCCAACACCAGAGAACAUUCGAAUAGUUUCAAAAUUAAAAGGGCUGGAAAAAGUUUUCUAUCCGCACAUUCUCUGGCUGCUUCCCCAGAUACAGACAGUUUCGUACAUCGUAAGAACUCCUCUCAUCCACAGCCACACACAGGUAGAGAUGGAGCAGGAUGAUGGAGGAUCUUUCGUAAUAAACGUGUACGAGCCAGAGACACCUGCAGUGCACACAGUUAUCACCCUGCACGGGCUCGGAGGAUCAGCGAACUCCAAAAAUGUAAGGAUACUCGCAUCGCACCUCCUCAAAGACGGUCACAGGGUAAUUGGGCUGAGUGCUCGGGGCGGUAUUCAGAAGCUGAAAACGCCUGUGUUCUACCACAUAGGAUGGACAAAGGACUUAGUGAGCACGAUUAAGUACGCGCUGAAGACAUACACAGGCACAGUGUCUGGCAUAGGCUUCAGCCUUGGGGGGCACUGGCUGACUAAAACCUUCGGUGAGCUAGACUUGCACUUCACCAAAAGCGAGAUAGAGAGAAUAAAAGGAGGCAUGGGCAUUUCCAUUCCCUUUGACUUUGUGAAAAUAUCGAAGUACAUGCAGAGGCCCAUACCCAAGCGCAUAUACAACAGAGAAUUUGCGAAGAAGAUACACCGGUUGGUGCUGAGAAACAGGGAAGUGUUCGAAGAGAAUGGAUACGCAGUGUCUGAAAUAUUAAAGGCAAACACAAUGCACGACCUUGAUCUGCUUCUGACGUCAAAAGUGUUCAACAUCCCGAAUCUGGAGGAGUACUACUACAAAGAAUCGUGUGUACGGGUUAUUUCCAAAAUAAAUAAGCCGUUUCUGAUACUCAACUCAAAAGACGAUCCAAUUGUCCCGCUGCACACGAUUCCGAUAAAGGAGUGUGUGCAGAGCACGCAUGUGAUACUGGCUCUGACAGAAAGAGGAGGACACAUGGGCUUCCUAGGAUACUCAAACCACAUAAGCUAUGCAGAGGAGGCAGCUGUUGAGUUCACCCGAGUUAUAUCUGACAAAACAGAGUGA
Messenger RNA from Nematocida minor, 1218 nucleotides. RefSeq names its product abhydrolase domain-containing protein 1/3. NCBI's taxonomy places the organism in Eukaryota, Fungi, Microsporidia. The record is from RefSeq and is a predicted model, not a curated record. Gene Ontology annotation, molecular function: monoacylglycerol lipase activity; short-chain carboxylesterase activity. The coding region runs from base 1 to 1218 and encodes 405 amino acids. The transcript has a single exon.